Messenger RNA from Lucilia sericata (common green bottle fly), 1395 nucleotides. RefSeq names its product vitellogenin-1-like. Lineage: Eukaryota; Metazoa; Arthropoda; Insecta; Diptera; Calliphoridae. The coding region runs from base 85 to 1395 and encodes 436 amino acids. The transcript has 3 exons. Gene Ontology annotation, molecular function: lipase activity. The record is from RefSeq and is a predicted model, not a curated record.
CUUCGAAAGUGAAAGAAUCAAACACAGUUCAAGUUUGCCAACAGUUCAGCGAAAGUACGGAUAAAGGCUAAAAUAUUUGUUACAAUGAAUCCUUUGAGAAGUUUAUGUGUGGCGGUCUUGCUAAUGGCUGCUGUCUUAGCAGUUCCAAGCCAACAGCAUGUUACCUUGAAAGUGAGUGGUAGUGGUGUUAGUGGUAAAUUGAAACCCUCACAAUGGUUGUCCUCAUUGGAAUUGGAACAAAUACCCUCGGUGGAGGAUAUAACUCUACAUAGUUUGGAAACUAUGGCGGUGGAGAAGGGAGCUAAGUUGUUGGAAAAAAUCUUCCAUUUGUCGCAAAUAAAUCACGACUUGAAACCCAGCUUUGUGCCCAGCCCCAGCAGUGUUCCUUGCUAUAUAGUUAAGCCUAAUGGUCAAAAAGUAACCACCACUUUGGAUAAAUUAGCUUCGGUAUGCAAGCAGCAACCCAACUUUGGCGAUGAAGAGGUGACUAUUUUCAUAACCGGUUUACCCGCCACCACUGAAACCAUCAAGAAGGCCAAUCGUAAAUUGGUAGAAGCCUAUUUGGAACGUUAUAACAUCAAGAGACAACAGCCACAAAGAUAUGAAAUGUCCGGUGAGAAAUACGAACGUACCUCGAGUGAAGAGGUUUCCAGCGAAUGGAAGAAACAGGAACAACAUGCCUCCGGCAAUCUAGUGAUCAUUGAUUUGGGUUCCAAAUUGAACAGCCUUAAACGUUUUGUUUUGUUGGAUGUGGAAGAAACUGGUGCCAUGAUUGGUUCCGCCAUUGUUGAAUUAACUGAGAAAUGCGAUGUUGUCGAUGAUACCAUUCAUGUGGUGGCUCAAGGUAUUGCUGCUCAUGUUGCCGGAGCUGCUGGUAAUAAAUACACCCGUCAAACUGGUCGCCAACUGAGACGCAUCACUGCCUUGGAUCCCUCCAAAUUGUUCUCUAAAAAUCCUCACUCCUUGACUGGUCUUUCACGUGGUGAUGCCGAAUUCGUUGAUGCCAUUCAUACCAAUGUCUAUGGCAUGGGCACCUUACAACGUGUUGGUGAUGUUGACUUCUAUCCCAAUGGUCCUUCCCAUGCUGUUCCUGGUGCUCAGAAUAUUGUUGAAGCUAGCAUGCGUGCCACCCGUUAUUUCGCUGAAUCUGUCCGUCCUGGCAAUGAACGCAACUUCCCAGCUGUGGCAGCCAACUCUUUGAAAGACUAUAAGAACAACGAUGGUUUUGGCAAACGUGCUUACAUGGGCAUUGAUACUGACUACGAUUUGGAAGGUGACUAUAUCUUACAAGUCAAUGCUAAUAGUCCUUUUGGUAAGAAGACUCCUGCUCAAAAGCAAAACACCUAUCAUGGUAUUCAUAAGACCUACAAAAGCUCACAGGACUACGAAUAUUAA